AUGGAUGCAGACCUAGACACAGAUAUGGACAUGGAUUUGGACAUGGACGUUCCUAUGGAGGAAACCGGAACGGAUGGAGCAACCGCUACCACCUUGACUGCAGGGGGUAGUGGCAAUGAUGGAGGUGCUAUUUUAGAUAUAACAAGUAAUAAAUCCUCAACACCUUCAAAGUUAACGACAUCAAGUAUUGGUACUUUGGAUGGAUGGAUAGAACGUUUAGGUAAUUGUGAAUUUCUGUCGGAAGAAGAAGUCUCGAAACUUUGUAAAAUGGCUGUGGAUGUGUUACAAUUUGAAGAAAAUGUAAAACCAAUCUCGGUCCCUGUCACUAUAUGUGGGGAUGUACAUGGUCAAUUUCAUGAUUUAAUGGAAUUGUUUAAGAUUGGGGGACCAUGUCCCGAUACAAAUUAUUUGUUUAUGGGUGAUUAUGUCGAUAGAGGUUAUUAUUCUGUGGAAACGGUGUCGUUUUUGGUUGCCAUGAAAGUAAGAUAUCCAUCCAGAAUCACUAUACUGAGAGGUAACCACGAAUCUAGACAAAUUACACAAGUUUAUGGAUUCUAUGAUGAAUGUUUAAGGAAAUACGGGAGUGCUAAUGUAUGGAAAAUGUUUACAGAUUUAUUUGAUUAUUUCCCUAUUACAGCAUUGGUAGAUAAUAAGAUUUUUUGUUUGCAUGGUGGGUUGUCUCCUAUGAUUGAAACUAUUGAUCAAGUGAGGGAAUUAAAUAGAAUACAAGAAGUUCCUCAUGAAGGUCCAAUGUGUGACUUGUUAUGGUCAGAUCCUGAUGAUAGAGGUGGAUGGGGGAUCAGUCCCAGAGGUGCUGGUUUCACUUUUGGUCAAGAUAUUAGUGAACAAUUUAACCAUACGAAUGGACUUUCUUUGGUCGCAAGGGCACAUCAAUUGGUCAUGGAAGGUUAUUCUUGGUCACAUCAACAAAAUGUCGUCACAAUCUUUAGUGCACCAAAUUAUUGUUAUAGGUGUGGGAAUCAAGCUGCAAUUAUGGAAGUGGAUGAAAAUCAGAAUAGACAAUUCCUUCAAUAUGAUCCGGCAGUGAGACCGGGAGAACCAACAGUCAGUAGAAAGACGCCGGAUUAUUUCUUAUGA
Naumovozyma castellii is the source of this 1098-nucleotide messenger RNA. It is a transcript of the gene PPH21, whose product is annotated as phosphoprotein phosphatase 2A catalytic subunit PPH21. The record is from RefSeq and is a predicted model, not a curated record. The transcript has a single exon. The coding region runs from base 1 to 1098 and encodes 365 amino acids. Lineage: Eukaryota; Fungi; Ascomycota; Saccharomycetes; Saccharomycetales; Saccharomycetaceae.